Molecule: messenger RNA, 1566 nt
Organism: Pecten maximus
Lineage: Eukaryota; Metazoa; Mollusca; Bivalvia; Pectinida; Pectinidae
Product: E3 ubiquitin-protein ligase TRIM71-like
Exons: 1
Coding region: 153-1043 (296 amino acids)
Molecular function (GO): zinc ion binding
Source: RefSeq, a predicted model, not a curated record
GUUGCGUGUACCUACUGGGAAAUUCCCCCCUAAAACCCCAGAUAUAACAUCCUCAUGCCUGACAUUCAGUCCUUAGUAAUAGUGAAAUGGACUGAACUAAGAAGUAAUAGUUAUCGUCUACGUGUCCUAUAAAAACAGUUUGAAGUCUAAGAAUGGCAUGCUCUAAACAUCGAACCAAGCCAUACGAAAUGGUGUGUUCUUCUUGUAACAAUAAACUUGUUUGUCACGAGUGUAUUGAAAAAAAGCACAUUGGACACAAGUUUGUGGAACUCAAAACAGCAGCAGAAAGGAUUAUAGCUGGAUUACAAAAGCAGAAGAAAGAAAACACAGCUUUUGAUGAAAUCCAACUAGACCUGAAGGACUCUCAAACUCUAAUAGACAGUGAGCAGAAAUUAGCGGAGCAAACACGGGAUGAAGUCAUACGAAGACGUGACCUUCUGAAAAGGAUAAUUGAUGAAAUAGCAGAAAAGUUGUUACUGGACCAGGAGAAAUACUUCUCCGAUAUAUUAUCUACUUUAGAAGAGCAUAAAAAGGAGGACCAGGAAAAAGUACAGGAAAUACUCAAGUUCCAAAGUGAAUUGGCAGUGUUUGUGAAGUCAAAUGACUACACCGAGGUCAUCGAAAAGGGACAAACAAUGUCUAUACCUAAAUACACGAAACAUGCGAUUCCUUCAAUGAUAAGAAUGAGAUUGAAACCAGGCUGUCCUAUUGACCGGGAUCAGGUUCUGAAAGUCUUCGGACCAAUAGACAUUGACAAUAUGAUUAACUCCUACAUUGUCCAUCCAAUACAAGUAUCCUCAGUGUACUCUGUAGAUAGUGUACAGACUGAUUUACUGUACGGGGAUGGAGAACGGCUUUCAAACAUGACUAAUCCCACUAGGGAACAAAGUCUGGACAUGACAGGCAUGGAUAACGAUGUUGGCAGGAGGCACGCACGCCCUGAAUUACCAGUGUUCCCUGUAACGCUCCGCAAUAUGCUACGAAAUGUUGAUAACAACAUGGCCGCCUCUGUUCAGUCAAACGGAACAGUCACUUUCGUGUAAAACUCACAGACAAACGUGAUAUUUCUAAGGUAUUGUCCUCUACAAUUAGUGAGUUGUGUUUUAAACUUGAGCCUCUUCAGAGAUAUUUAUAAAAUCAAAAUUUCGAGAUUAAGGAUUUCUGUGGUGAAGGAUCAAUGAACACUAAGAGAAUUAUUUGAAAUUCACAAGUGGAGGAUGAAAUAAACAACUAGAUUAAAAGAAAUUUCAUAGAUAAAAGACGAAAAAGAUGAAGAUAGACAUUGGUACUGGAGAAUGAUUUCAGCAGAUGAAGGAUGAAGCUAGCAUAUAUUUGGGUGAUACAGAUUUCAUAAGUGUAUGACAGUAUGGAAUGGGAAAAUGUGAGGACAGUAUGUUUUAUAAUCAGAGAUAUUUAAAGAAAGGAAUAAAUGGAUUGAUGUCAGAUAAAAGAGAGAGAAUGGAAGACAGAAUGUUAAGAACAGGGUGUUAUUGUGAGAUAAUGUAUGAUGUAAAAGGAAGGCAGGAAGCUGGAUGAAAGAAGAAGGGAGAUUGGCAUCAUCAAGCA